UUGAAACUGAAGAGCUAAACAAAGCCUAUUUGACUUUCUGUCCUCCUCACACAUCGUGUACUUCUUUCUUACUUCUCACCAUGAAACUUCUUGGAGCUCUGAUCCUGGUUUUGAGUUUGUCUGCAGCAUGUGGAUUAAGAUGCUAUUCAUGUACAGCUUCUGAUCCUCACUCCUGCACACAAACCACAACAUGUUCCUACCCCUUUAACCGAUGCUACACCUUGUAUGUGAGCGGCACCGUCACUAAGGGCUGCCAAUACAGUGCGUCAUGUAUCAAGCCUUUUAGCUGCUGUGAAGGGAACUUGUGCAACAGUGCUAUACCAACUGGUCCCAGUGUCGUGCUCCUGCUGGUGUCUUCAGCCAUAAUCACCGUCUUCCUCUGAAGCUCUGAAACAACUACAUCUUAAUGAUGUUUUACUUUGUUCUUAACCAAAAAUUACAACCCUGGAAUAUUAAGCCAUUUUUUAAACAAUGUAUGGAUAUUUCUUUUCAAUAAAACCACAAUAAUGUAUCAA
This is a messenger RNA of Oreochromis aureus, 515 nucleotides long. RefSeq names its product lymphocyte antigen 6G-like. NCBI's taxonomy places the organism in Eukaryota, Metazoa, Chordata, Actinopteri, Cichliformes, Cichlidae. The transcript is spliced from 3 exons. The record is from RefSeq and is a predicted model, not a curated record. Bases 81 to 383 code for a protein of 100 amino acids.